Auanema sp. JU1783 is the source of this 3003-nucleotide messenger RNA. The record is from the annotation of a GenBank genome assembly. NCBI's taxonomy places the organism in Eukaryota, Metazoa, Nematoda, Chromadorea, Rhabditida, Rhabditidae.
AUGGGGAAGACCAAAGAUGCUGCAAAUGAAUUGAAAGAGCUGAAACAGGAAGUCCAAAUGGACGAACACAAGAUCAGUCUUGAAGAAUUGGCCACACGAUAUGGAACUAACAUCGAAACUGGUCUGACCACACAAAAGGCUGCGGAGCAUUUGGCCAGAGAUGGACCAAACGCUUUGUCUCCACCCAAGACCACUCCUGAGUGGGUCAAGUUCUGUAAGAACUUGUUCGGAGGUUUCGCUAUGCUUCUCUGGGUUGGAGCUAUCUUGUGUUACAUCGCUUAUGGUGUCGAUUACUUCACCAUGGAAUACCCAUCCAAGGAUAACCUCUACCUGGGAGUUGUACUUAUGAGCGUCGUUAUCAUCACUGGUUGUUUCCAAUAUUUCCAAGAAAGCAAAUCUAGCAAGAUUAUGGAUUCCUUCAAGAACAUGGUCCCCACUUAUGCCCUCGCUUAUCGUGAUGGACAGAAGAAACAGAUCCAUACUGAAGAACUCGUCGUUGGAGAUAUUGUCGAAGUUAAGGGAGGAGAUCGUGUACCAGCUGAUCUUCGUGUCAUCUCUGCUUUCGGUUUCAAAGUCGAUAACUCUUCUUUGACUGGAGAAUCUGAACCACAAAGUCGUUCCCCCGAUUUCACCAAUGACAAUCCUCUUGAAACCCGUAACGUCGCUUUCUUCUCUACCAACGCCGUCGAAGGAACCUGCAAGGGUAUCGUCGUCUUCACUGGAGAUAGAACUGUCAUGGGACGUAUUGCUCACUUGGCUUCUGGUUUGGACACUGGAAUGACUCCAAUUGCUCGUGAAAUCGAACAUUUCAUCCACCUUAUUACUGGAGUUGCUGUCUUCCUUGGAGUUACCUUCUUCAUCAUCGCUUUCGUUCUCGGAUACCAUUGGCUCACCGCUGUUGUUUUCCUCAUCGGUAUCAUUGUCGCUAACGUACCCGAAGGAUUGAUUGCCACCGUAACUGUCUGCUUGACUCUUACUGCCAAGAGAAUGGCUAGCAAGAACUGCUUGGUUAAGAACUUGGAAGCUGUCGAGACUCUUGGAUCUACCUCUACUAUCUGUUCUGAUAAGACCGGAACUCUCACCCAAAACAGAAUGACUGUCGCCCACAUGUGGUACGACGAGAGCAUCGAAGAAUGCGAUACCACCGAAAACCAAAGUCACUCUGGUUCCAAGAAGAGUGGAGAAACCUUCUCUGCCCUCCUCCGUGUUGCAUCCCUCUGUAACAGAGCCGAAUUCAAAGCUGGACAAAAUGACGUACCUGUACUCAAGCGUGACUGCACUGGUGAUGCUUCCGAAAUCGCUCUUCUUAAGUUCACUGAACUUGCUCAGGGUAACAUCUUGGCUGUUCGUGAAAGAAACCCUAAGAUUGCUGAAAUUCCAUUCAAUUCAACCAACAAAUACCAAGUCUCUAUCCACGAUGUUCCUGAUAUGGACGAGUACCUUCUUGUAAUGAAGGGAGCCCCAGAAAGAAUUCUCGAUGUGUGUUCCACCAUUCUUCUCCAAGGCAAAGAAGCUGAUCUUGAUGACAAAAAACGCGAACAAUUCAACACUGCCUACCUCGAACUCGGAGGAAUGGGAGAACGUGUUCUUGGAUUCUGUGACUUCAAGCUUCCAAAAGACCAAUUCCCCAAGGGGUUCAAAUUCGAUACUGAAGAUGUUAACUUCCCACUUAAAGGACUUCGUUUCGUCGGACUUAUGUCCAUGAUUGAUCCUCCCCGUGCUGCUGUACCAGAUGCCGUCGCCAAGUGCCGUUCUGCUGGAAUCAAGGUCGUCAUGGUUACUGGAGAUCACCCAAUUACUGCUAAAGCCAUCGCCAAGUCUGUCGGAAUCAUCAGUGAAGGAACUGAAACCGUCGAAGAUAUUGCUGCUCGUCGCGGAAUCCCUGUCGACCAAGUAGACCCCCACCAAGCUAAUGCCGCUGUCAUUCACGGAUCUGAUCUCAGAGAGAUGUCUGAGCAACAAUUGGCUGACGUUAUCCGCAAUCACUCUGAAAUUGUCUUCGCUCGUACUUCUCCUCAACAAAAACUUGUCAUUGUUGAAGCUUUCCAAAGCCAAGGACAAAUUGUUGCCGUAACUGGAGAUGGUGUUAACGAUUCUCCUGCUCUCAAGAAGGCCGAUAUCGGAGUUGCUAUGGGUAUCGCUGGAUCUGAUGUAUCUAAGCAAGCCGCUGACAUGAUUCUCCUUGAUGAUAACUUUGCUUCUAUUGUCGUCGGAGUCGAAGAGGGACGUCUCAUUUUCGAUAACCUCAAGAAAUCUAUUGCCUACACCCUCACUUCUAACAUUCCUGAGAUUUCUCCAUUCUUGACUUACAUUCUUUUCGGAAUCCCUCUUCCACUCGGAACUGUUACCAUUCUCUGUAUCGAUCUUGGAACUGACAUGGUUCCCGCUAUUUCCUUGGCUUACGAAGAAGCCGAAUCUGACAUCAUGAAGCGUCAACCCCGUGACCCCAUCCGUGAUAAGCUUGUAAACGAACGUCUUAUUUCUUUGGCCUACGGUCAAAUUGGUAUGAUCCAGGCUUCUGCCGGUUUCUUCACCUAUUUCUGGAUUAUGGCUGAUAACGGAUUCUUGCCAAGAGAUCUCUACCAACUCCGUGCCAAAUGGGAUUCUCGUGCUUACAACAACGUCGAAGACUCCUACGGACAAGAAUGGACUUAUGCUAACCGCAAGAUUCUUGAAUACACUUGCCAGACCGCUUAUUUCGUAUCUAUUGUCGUCGUACAAUGGGCUGAUUUGAUCAUUUCCAAGACCCGUAGAAACUCCCUUGUCCAACAAGGUAUGGGUAACUGGACUCUUAACUUCGGUCUUGUCUUUGAAACUGCUCUUGCCUGGUUCAUGUGCUAUUGCCCAGGACUUGAUAAUGGUCUCCGUAUGUAUGGACUUAGAUUCUCUUGGUGGUUCUGUGCCCUUCCAUUCUCAGUUAUCAUCUUCAUCUAUGACGAAGUUCGUCGUUACCUUAUCCGUCGCUAUCCAGGAGGAUGGGUUGAGAAAGAGACAUACUAUUAG